AUGGUUGCUUCUUCACCCGACACGAAUAUGUUACUUGAACUUACCACGAACACCUUAUUUUUGCCCACAAAUACAAUCACAAACAGCAAUUCUUUCUUGCUCACAGCACCAAAAGCUCCGUUUUAUGGCUACUUGCUUUACUGUGAAGAAGCGAGGCUUUACUUCCUGGCGACGAAUCCUACAAUGACUGUGGAAGCACUGUCUCAAAUUAUUGAAGGAAAAUGGACGGUAUUGACGGAGAGAGAAAGGCAAGAUUAUUCUGAACGUGCUAAAGAGCUUAAUUGGCAAAAUCUCACUCAGGAUGAAAAAAACAUGUAUCAGGAAAUGGUCACAAAUAUACAAGAUUCUAACACUUCAUUCGAAAAUAUUAAACAAGAUAUUCUUUCACGAGAGGCACCCGAGCUCGAUGAUACUCGACCGUUAAAGAAAUCCCGUGUACUCUUUUUCAAAGAUGACGCGUCUUCAGUAUCAUCAUCGACAUCAUCAUUCGAACUGGACAGUCUUCCGAAAUUCUAUUUUUCUACUGAAAAUCCUAUUUUUUCGGAUGUUGAAUUUAUUGAACCGUCGCCGCCGCCGCCGUCUUCACCUUUAUCUUCAUCUUUAUUCAAUAUAUUCGAGCUAAAUACUUCAAGUAUCAUAACCACCGCAUCAACAGCAAAUAAUCUUGCAACAACACAAUCAUCAAUUAUGGGAGACAUCAAUCUCUUUGAACGUCAACAAGAAGACCAAUUCGUCGCUUUUCCAAAACCUCCUUCUCCCGCAUUUCUGCAUUUCUCAAAUUACAUCAGACCGCGAAUCACUGCACAGCAUCCCAACAAAACUUAUGGCGGUAUCAAUAAACUGAUUAAAGAUCAUUGGAAUUCAAUGUUAAAAGAAGAUCGAGAGCCAUGGGAGCAACAAGCGAAAGAAGACGAAAAAAGGUUUCAAAAAGAAAAUUUGUGUUUCUUGGCAACUCGUACACUUAAACAAGCUACGGAGACUGUUGAAGCUUUAUAUAAUCAAAAUAUCAAGAAAACUGGUGUUCCUGACAAAGAAAAUUCGAACCAAUCUGACGACAAAACCAAUAAUACCGUAACUUCUGCCACUUCCACAAAUACAAGUACAAAAUCUACGACUAAAGCGCAAAAAACAUCGCAAAAAUAUCCACCAAUUAAACUGCGUCCUAUUUUACCACGACCACUCCAAUCAUCAAAUAACAACAUCCAAGAAAAGAUUCCAACAACAAUCCCCACACCAUCACCAUCAAUCGCCGCUACGCAACCACCGCUCAAACCACACUCAAUUCAACCACAUUAUUUACUUUCACAACACCCAGACUUGAAAUUCGGACUACAAGUUCCCAUUCGGGCAAAGUCAGCCUAUCAACACUUUUAUACAAAGUUUGCUGAUAAUUUUACAGAAAUCUAUCCCGAUACUUCUAUCGAUCAGUUCCUAAAGACAAAAUGGAGCCGAUUGUCGUCGCUGGAUCGUGAACUUUGGGAGUCUAAGGCGAAGGAGGAUUACGAGAGAUUUCGACAUGAAAAAGAUGUUUAUUUGAAAAAUCAACAUAAAUGUUAUAUGAAUUCUCAGAAUGGUGUUUCGCUUGCGGAGUUUUUCAAGUCGUGA
Ambispora leptoticha is the source of this 1605-nucleotide messenger RNA. Lineage: Eukaryota; Fungi; Glomeromycota; Glomeromycetes; Archaeosporales; Ambisporaceae. The record is from the annotation of a GenBank genome assembly.